Molecule: messenger RNA, 857 nt
Organism: Clarias gariepinus (North African catfish)
Lineage: Eukaryota; Metazoa; Chordata; Actinopteri; Siluriformes; Clariidae
Exons: 5
Coding region: 1-615 (204 amino acids)
Source: RefSeq, a predicted model, not a curated record
AUGAAGAUCCUCCACAUCUACUUCUAUCUCCUUGUGUGCUGUGGAGCUGCAGAGAGUUUCACAGAGAAGUCGGUAGAUUUGGGACAGAAUGUGACUCUAAAGUGUGAGGUCUCUGUAAAAAAUGUGUACUGGUUCCUGAUGAAGCCGUUAGAACCUCCAGUGUUUAUAUUACGCUCUUACUCAAGUAAAUCGCUGACUGCAGAAUACAGUAACACAUCAUUCAGCAAAAGAUUCUCACUGCAAUACAACAGCACUUUAUUAGUACACAAUAUCAGUACUAAUGAAUUAGGAGUGUAUUAUUGUAGUCAAACUCAAAAUGCUUCACUUCACAACAGCAGUAGAGGAAUCAGACUUUACAUCCAGAAUCACGAGAAUCAGACAGCUGAUAAAGAUGAUGAGAUCAGAUUUUGGAGGAAACUAUACAUUGUAUCAGGAAUAAUAAACUGUGUUGUGAUCAUUGCAGUCACAGUCUCGAUCAUAAGCUGCUGUGGGAAAAACAACAAAUCUUCAAUCUGUGAUGUGAAGCUUCAACAAGUCAGUGGAUCACUGAGCUGGUGGCCAAAAACACAGAAUGAAAGCAGCUACACUGUGGUGGAUUUUCACCCUGUGAUGUAACAAAAAAAAAAUCACACACACACAAAUAAGCUGUGCCACACGAUUGCGGUCACAGUCUGCACACUAACAUGUCUAGCAGAUGUCUAAGGUGAACAGUUCCAUCUUCAGCUUCACAUUCUCAGAGUUUGACCUUCUGCAGUAACGUUCUCACAGUAGUUUUUCACCACAUGAUCAAACUAAACCUUUCUGUAUGUUUCUGAUAUUUAGCUGCUAAUGGUGUAAUGUUUCAAAAGGCAAGAUGG